This is a messenger RNA of Rosa chinensis, 1014 nucleotides long. RefSeq lists its product as uncharacterized. Bases 46 to 939 code for a protein of 297 amino acids. The record is from RefSeq and is a predicted model, not a curated record. NCBI's taxonomy places the organism in Eukaryota, Viridiplantae, Streptophyta, Magnoliopsida, Rosales, Rosaceae. The transcript has 2 exons.
AUCAAGAAACCAGAGGAGCAUGCUCUAUGGCAGCGAUGCAACGACAUGGUCUUGUCCUGGAUUCUCAACUCUCUUGAACCAGACCUUGCUGAUUCGGUCCUCUCCUGCACAACACCUCAUGCAAUUUGGGAGGACCUUAGGGAACGCUUUGCCUUGGGAAACGCCCCACGUAUCUUCCAGGUUCAAAGAGACAUCUACAAGAUUGAACAAGGCCAAUUGUCAAUCGCUGCUUAUUAUACCAAGUUGAAAGCACUUUGGGAUGAACUUGCCUCAUACAAUACAGUGGAUAAUUGCACUUGUGGGGCACAGAAUGACCGCACCAAACUCAUGCAAUUCCUCAUGGGCUUGAAUGAAUCGUAUGCAGGUACUCGUGGUCAAAUUUUGCUAAUGAAUCCAUUACCUUCUGUGAGACAGGCCUAUGCUUCAGUAACUCAGGAAGAGAAGCAGCGAGAACUUGGUGUUGCUGCCCUUGCUCCAUCCAAUGCAGCAGCAAUGGCCGUUCGUAACUAUCCUAGGCCAGGAUUGAUACCUCGUCGCAAUCCUGGCAACCCAGGAUUGAUACCUCGUCGCAAUCCUGGCAAUCAAGGCAGCAGUUCUCGCAAUCACACUCCAGUUCAAUGCACCUAUUGUGACAAAUUUUAUCAUACUGAGGAGAAUUGUCACAGGAAACAUGGCUUUCCACCUGGUCAUCGGCUCUAUAAACGCAAUCCACAACAAGGAAAUCGACCUCCACCACACAAUGAUGCCUCUGCUAAUCAUGUUGAUUGCACACCUUCAUUUAAGGAGCUGCAAGCCACACUUCCCAACCUGACUGAAGAUCAAUACACUCAGGUUAUCGCUGCAUUGAAUCCGAAGCCACCAACUCCUCAGGCUAAUGCCGCUUCUGCUACAGAGUUUGCUUCAGGAUUUGGCUACGAGGAUGAUGAUUGGUGUGGGUAAGCGACGUGGAAAUUUAUACUAUCUUGUGGCGUUGUCUUCCUCCAUUCCUACCACCCAUCCCUUUGCCGGUCACAU